Messenger RNA from Trichoderma breve, 3351 nucleotides. RefSeq names its product timeless protein domain-containing protein. The record is from RefSeq and is a predicted model, not a curated record. Gene Ontology annotation, biological process: DNA repair; DNA replication checkpoint signaling; replication fork arrest. Gene Ontology annotation, molecular function: DNA binding. Gene Ontology annotation, cellular component: replication fork protection complex. Bases 1 to 3351 code for a protein of 1116 amino acids. NCBI's taxonomy places the organism in Eukaryota, Fungi, Ascomycota, Sordariomycetes, Hypocreales, Hypocreaceae. The transcript is spliced from 4 exons.
AUGGAGCUGGGCGACGGCACAACGGACAUUGUCCAUCCUGAAGUUCGGGCACACAUCAGCAGCCUCAUUGCAGCGCUGGGAGGCGCAAGCACGGAGGACGAUGGCCGAUACCACUUGGGAGACGAUGCGUUGGAGGUCCUCCGCGAUAUCAAACGAUGGAUUCGCUUCUACGACGAAAAGACGAACCGCAUGGAUGUUGCCCGCUGCAUCCACGAGGCGAACUUGAUUGAGGGCGACCUGCUCCCGAUUUUGGCGACAUGGCCUGAAAACGCUACCGAUAGCAAGUACAAGUCUCGAAUUGCGCUGUCGUGCUUUGAGAUCAUGGUUCCUUUAACUUGGCCUAUGGAGCGUGAUAAGGAACGGAUGACGGUCAAUCACCAUCGGCACAUGCCUGUGUUGGAGCUUGCACAGGUUCAAUACAAGAGGGCCAUUAUCAACUUUGAUGAAGCUCGAAUACUUCAUGCUGCCGUCAGGACUGCUCUGCCCUCGCUGGCGCUCCCAGCUGGCGACAGAGCAGCACGAGAUCAAGGCAUCAUCAAACUGGUGCUCUUCUUCCUCCGCAAUAUGGCCAUGAUUGCCCCUCCACCCAAUGUUCAAUAUGAGGGUGAUGAAACGCAAAUCUCGCGGUCGGCUACCAUCGAUGCCUUUUCAUACCAAGACAUAUUCUUAUUCCUCCUUACAUUGGCUUCAAACAUGGGUGAUGAUUUCAGAACUGAAGACACCUCUGUCAUGGAGAUCAUCUUCCAUCUCAUCAAACGAGUCGACAUAGAGAAACUCUUUAUGACAGAGCAACAAGUACACAAAGCAAAGGCUAAUGAGCUCGCGUCGCUGAUGAAUAAGGAAUCGGCCAUGCACAAGGCCUAUGCCCGCAACAGCGCAACCAGACACAACCGCUUCGGAACGAUGAUUUGGGUCAAGCGUGAAGAUGGGAAGAUGUCUUCCCUUUCGGGACAAGAUGCCCUUGGCGACGCCUCAACACGUAACCUGAAGAUGGAUAACAACAAAGUGUUCAAACCUCCUCGUAGAACAAGAAAGGAGAAUAAGGAUGAGAGGGACCUAGGCCCGCCGGCGAAGCUUAACGCGCGAGCAGCCGGGCAGCUCCGUUCAUUUGUUGAAGAAUUCCUUGACUCGGGCUUCAACCCCUUAUUUUUACACGUUCGCAAAACGAUUGAUCGAGAGGCUUCGCAUGUCAUGCAGUACCACCGGAGACAAUUUUUCUACCUCGUAGCAUGGUUCCUUGAAGCUGAACGGACGCGAAAAAAGCUGAAGAAAGGAUCUAGUAACAAGGCGGAUGAUGAGGUAUCCAGCUUCAGCCUUGUGGCGGGCGUUUUAAACCAAGAAAUGUUCAUCACUCUCAACAAGGCAAUGCACGAGGCAUAUGAGUACAAGGACUGGCAUGAGCUGGCUGCUGUUAUGAGAUGCUUCACCCAGAUUCUACUCACUGUUCAAGAAAUGUCCGAGAGUGGCCGAGAGGAUGAUGAGGAAAUUGCAGAAAACGUCCUAAGUCGUCUGUUUUACGAAGAAUCGACGCACGAUACCAUCGCCAACAUAAUCAGGACCUACAAAGACCAGGGAUUCUACUACCUAGAUGCUGCUACGGAGCUGGUUCAUCAUUUCCUGCGUAUUCUGGAGGCAUACUCAAAGCAGAAUGCGGAUAUGCAAGUUCGCUCUCGCAAACGAACACGGCAGAAGAAGAAUAAAGAGCAGCAACUGCAGCAGGGUACUGAAGACGGUGCUCUAGCUGAAGAAAACGAUGACUCGGCCAACGAUGAGGAAGCUACAGAACGUACUUCCAAGGAACGCAAAUUUGAUUUCCAACGCUUCGCGGCUCGCUUUUCACCACAAGGCGUGGUGGAUACUUUUGUCAAGUUCACGCGAUUCUAUCGCGAUAUGGAUGAUACCCAGUUAAAGCGCGUCCAUCGAUACUUUUAUCGCCUCGCAUUCAAACAGGAGAUGAGCGUAAUGCUUUUCCGUGUGGAUAUAAUCCAUCUGCUAUACAAUAUGAUCAAAGGCCCCGAGCCUUUAGAUAAGUCUUCAAGCAUGUACAAAGACUGGGAAGAGCUCGUGAAGCAAAUACUUCGCAAGUGCUUCAAGAAGAUUGAGCAAAGGCCAGAGCUCAUUAUCGAAAUGCUCUUCAGCAAAUUGCAAAGCACCGCUUUCUUCCUAGAAUACGGAUAUGAAAAGCAGACCGCUUCCAAGAAGCAGGCGAAGCCUGGGGCUGAACUUGUUUUCAAAUACACAGAAGAGCUCGAUCGGCAAAUCGCCAUCGUGGUUGGUGCACUGCUGGAUAAGAAUGAGGGGGAUCAUAUCAGUUGGGUGAAGGGUGUUAUUGCCGAAGCCGAAAGCGAACGCCGAUCGUGGGCUGCUGCUGAAGAAGCCUUGGCAACAACAGAAAAUCCUUUUGAAGAAUCAACGGAUGCCAACGAACCCAAAGAACCGAGCAAACCUCCCCCCUUCAACGUACGACCUGAUAGCGACGAGAGACGCACCGCUAGAUUUAAGAAUCCAUAUCUGCGUCUUCUACUAAAUCUCUGCGGAUUUCGGCUGUUCGGGCCUGCCUCAGAGGAGACGCCCGAGUCCCUCUGGGUACUCCCAGAAGAUAUCACUGCCGACUCACUCAAAGAUUCAUUGCAUUAUAUCAACCAAGCGGAAUUCAACCCCCCAACAUUUGACGAUGGACAGCUGGCUGAAAAUCAGCUCAAGAGAAAAACACUGCCCCGCAAGAAGGCAAAUUUUGAUGAUGACGAAGGUGACGACAUAGAUGACGAGAUUCUAUUUGAACCCGGCGGCCCGACGGCAAGGAAAGUAAUCGAUGAGUCAGAGAGACCCAAAAAGACAAGAAAGAGAAGACGGAGAGAUAGUCAAGUACAGGAACUAGAUGACGAAGAACUCGAAGAAAAAGCUCGCAAGCGGCGCGAGCGAGAGCGAGAAAAGGCCCGCAAGAUCAAAUCCGCCGUGUACGUCAAAGAUGGAGAUGAUGAAUUCGACGAGGAGGAGGACGAGGCUUUUUUCGCCCGUGAACGCGAGAUUGCCGCUCGUGCUGCAAAGGCUGCGCAGUCAGCUGUGGAUCCUGAACCGGUGAAGAAACGGAAAGCUGCUAGGGUGCAGAUUGAUAGCGAUGAGGAGGAUGAGGGUGGUGAAGACGACGAUGUCUUGGGCUUGAUUAAUGACGAGGAGGCGGAAAGUAGGGAUGAUACCCCCAUGGGAGAGAGCGAUGGCGAGAGUAGGAAGAAGAGGAGACCUCAGCAGGUGGAAGACAAUGCCAAGGAAGAUGGCGAUGACGUUCCUGUUGUGACUCGCAGACCGAGGGUGCGCGGUGGCUUUGUCAUAGACAGUGAUGACGAGGAGUAG